Molecule: messenger RNA, 1659 nt
Organism: Coffea eugenioides
Lineage: Eukaryota; Viridiplantae; Streptophyta; Magnoliopsida; Gentianales; Rubiaceae
Exons: 6
Coding region: 247-1422 (391 amino acids)
Molecular function (GO): protein binding
Source: RefSeq, a predicted model, not a curated record
UUGUGCGAGUCCAUUCCUGAAAGCUCCGAGCAUUGCACAGCUCCCUGCGUCAUCCUCGCCCCUCUCUGACAUCGUAGAUUUAUAUAUCUCUCUAUUCGCUUUCCUUCAUCUCUCCUUUAUCUCUUUCUCCUAUAACUAAUUGAAAUUUUCUGCGAGUGCAAAGAACGUCGCUAGGGUUUAUACAUAUUAUACUAUCGCAGCUGGUAUUUUGGUGGAUUCAGUACAAGUUUUUAAGCUAAAGUAAAAAUGGCGAAAGAAGGACCGAAUUGGGAAGGUUUGCUGAAAUGGAGUCUCUCUCACGCAGAUGGUACUCGUCCCCCCGGUAAUUUGAGCGAGGAGGAUCGGAGAUGGUUUAUGGAGGCUAUGCAAUCGCAGACGGUUGACGUCAUCAGAAGAAUGAAGGAGAUAACUCUGGUUAUGCAAACUCCCGACCAAGUGCUUGAAUCUCAAGGGGUCACUCCUCAAGAUCUUGAGGAUAUGUUGGACGAGUUACAAGAGCAUGUCGAGUCUAUUGACAUGGCCAACGAUCUCCAUUCUAUUGGGGGUUUGAAUCCUCUUCUCAAGUAUCUGAGGAAUUCCCAUGAUAAUAUUAGAGCCAAAGCUGCAGAAGUUGUGAGCACAAUUGUUCAGAACAAUCCCAGGAGUCAACAACUGGUGAUGGAAGCUAAUGGCCUGGAACCACUCCUCCAUAAUUUCACUUCGGAUCCUGAUGUUACUGUGCGCACUAAAGCACUCGGUGCAAUCUCAUCUUUAAUCAGGCACAAUAAGCCUGGUAUUGCAGCAUUUCGUCUUGCAAAUGGUUAUUCUGCCCUAAAGGAUGCUUUAAGUUUUGAGAGCGUGAGAUUUCAAAGGAAGGCUCUUAACUUGAUCCAGUACUUAUUGCAUGAAAAUCGUUCAGACUGCAAUAUUGUGACUGAACUUGGGUUCCCACGUAUUCUGAUGCAUUUUGCUUCCAGUGAAGAUGGAGAAGUGAGAGAGGGAGCACUCAGGGGUCUUCUUGAGCUUGCUAGAGACAGGAGAGAGCAGGGUGGCAGUUGCUCAAGCGAGGAGGAGAGGAAACUUAAGGAACUUCUUGAGCAACGAAUUGAAGGGAUCAGCCUGAUGUCAGCUGAGGACCUUGGAGCUGCUAGAGAGGAAAGGCAGCUUGUAGACUCCCUGUGGAAUGCCUCUUUCAAUGAAGCCUCUGCUCUCCAAGAGAAAGGACUUCUUGUUCUGCCGGGGGAGGAUGCACCUCCACCUGACGUUGCUAGCAAGCAUUUUGAACCACCUCUCAGAGCUUGGGCUGCUGACCGAAAUGCCGAUGUGCAAGCCAAUAGCGAGAAGAAAGAUGCUCCAUUAUUACUAGGUCCACCUGCUGGUAGUGCUAGUCGUCAUAAUAACUCAAAUACAGACGGUGGAGAUGAGAGGAACCCUCCAACAUAGAGAAUAUAGUCUAGAAUUGCCGAAUGACUUUUAUGAAGAUAGCUUUUCUAUUUCUCCACAUCUGUGUAACAAGUGAUAUGUUUUGCUUUUAGCCAUUUGUGAGCUUGCUGAUGAGUUGUAUUUAUGUAUUUCCCCAAAUUGUCUGGGGUGCUUAGUUUCGCUGGUCAUUGACCCCACUCAUCGUUUCUGUUUCUGCUUGAAGCCUAUGGUACUCGCCCAAAUCAUAUUCAUUCAAAA